GAGAGAAUAAAGUAUAUAUUAUGCCAAAGAGCAAGCUUCACUUGAUGAAAUCCUCUUGACUUCGUCAUUUCCCUUUUCUCUCGUUCCUGCGGAGACAGAAAGACAGUACUCUAACUUACUCUUCCCCUCCUCCUCCUCUUCCUCCUCCACCACCCCGGCGGCCGCCCACAUAGUCCCUGCGGUGAGGACGAUGGGGUUGUUGUCGGACAAUUCAUCAGAACUCCAGCUGUAUAGCCAUCUCGCCAUUGUUCUCGGCAUCGGUCUUGGACUUGUGACCUUCGUCAUCAUGUGUUUGUUCUUGAGUCUUUUCGUGAAUCGCCGCGAGCGUCGUCCUGCCACCAAGGCCAAAAGCAGGAAAGGCGACUCGCACGACAAAUUGCGCAAGCUGGACGCUGUCUCACCAGCUCGUACCCUGGAGGAUUGGUGGUCGCGAGCCAAGCUUCCCUCCGAGGGCGCCGACGGGCAGUUCAUGUGUGCCGUUUGCCUCGAGUCUGUCCAGCGCUCCCAAGAGAUACGAGAAUUGAAGUGUCUACACGUUUUCCAUCGAGAAUGCCUAGAGAAAUGGUACCUGCAGGACCAUUUCAACUGCCCACUCUGCCUCCGGGCCUAUUACGUGCAAGAGACAUAUUCCAGCAACGAUUUCGUCUGGAUGGUAUGAUUCCGCAACCAUUCACGCCAUAACGCCACUUUACAUCAUCUGCUCGCAGCGACACUUUCGAAAGCGCCCGUCGAACGAUGUAUCCUGCUCUUCUGCCACCGGCCUACCCUCGUCGCGGAGGUGCUAUACCUUCUUCCUAUUCUCCUCAUGAUGAACGGUUUGCGUCACAUGAUGUCGCACAGUGCAUCCUCGCUGAAUUCACGAUCUUUCAUUUAUGCUCAUGAGUCAUGAUUGAUAUGAUACCCUUAUUCUAUGCAAUUGAACC
This is a messenger RNA of Aspergillus japonicus CBS 114.51, 923 nucleotides long. Its product is annotated as putative RING finger domain protein. The record is from RefSeq and is a predicted model, not a curated record. The transcript is spliced from 3 exons. NCBI's taxonomy places the organism in Eukaryota, Fungi, Ascomycota, Eurotiomycetes, Eurotiales, Aspergillaceae. Gene Ontology annotation, biological process: protein ubiquitination. Gene Ontology annotation, molecular function: ubiquitin protein ligase activity. Bases 191 to 658 code for a protein of 155 amino acids.